Messenger RNA from Cydia amplana, 658 nucleotides. RefSeq lists its product as uncharacterized. Lineage: Eukaryota; Metazoa; Arthropoda; Insecta; Lepidoptera; Tortricidae. The transcript is spliced from 2 exons. Bases 91 to 531 code for a protein of 146 amino acids. The record is from RefSeq and is a predicted model, not a curated record. Gene Ontology annotation, cellular component: mitochondrial matrix.
UAGUGUCAUUGCUAACCUAAAAACUCAAUUGUUUUCUUCUGACUAAAAUAAUUUUCCUUAAAAUACUUUUUUACUAAAAUCCAUAGCAAAAUGAACGUCUUAUUUAGAAGAAGUGUUAUGCCAUUAUAUAAUAAUGCUCUAAAAAUAUCAUGUCGUUCUUUUGCGGAUGCUGGAGUUAAGGAAAAAAUUGAUAAAAUUGUGAAAAACAACAAAGUGGUAGUCUUCAUGAAAGGCGUUCCUGAUGCGCCGAGAUGUGGAUUCAGUAACGCUGUUGUGCAGAUAAUGCGGAUGCACGCGGUGCCAUACGACAGCCACGAUGUCCUCGCGAACGAAGAUAUUCGACAGGGCAUAAAAGAUUACUCCAACUGGCCGACUAUUCCACAAGUAUUCAUCAAUGGAGAGUUUGUAGGAGGCUGCGACAUCAUGUUGCAAAUGCACCAAUCUGGAGAACUCGUUGAAGAACUGAAGAAGGUUGGAAUUAAAAGCGCUCUGCUGACAGCAGAAGAGAACAAAAAAGAAGAAGCAAAGUGAUCUGGUAAUUCUCCAUGUAGCAUAAUUUAUAAGGUCCUUAAAGAUGUUAUUCCUAUUAUUGUUUUAAUUUAUCAUUAUUGAUUAUCUCACCUGUUGUGACUGACAUAUGUAAUAGAUAUUAAUGCUA